GAAUAAUGAUAAAUCAGUAAUAAGGUGUGUAAAUAAAUAGAAAUGUCAUUUUGUGAACCCUUCAACGAGUGGAAACACAUGACAUUGGAACAAAGAUAUUUGCUCCUGCAAGUCGUCGUUUUGCUGUCUUUUCGAAAAGACGCAAUCCAUUGUUAUAUGUGAAACAAUAUAGCGAGACAGAUUAUUAUAUAGAAAUGCAGGUUAUUGUCGCUUUUACUGUCCUAAAUAUCAAAUUCGUGGUAAUAGGUGGCUGUAAGUCUAUGUAUACAAUAUCUGCCUGUGAAGAUUGAGGAAGUUUGUGUCUGUCUGGGAGCGGUGAAGCGAACGAAAAUGGGGGAGUAAGACACACGAAGAAGCAGGAAUUCGAACUUUAUCUUUCUUUCUCGUUCAUAAUGUCUGGUUUCAGCAGAUUCUAGUCGAAUGUUGUGGAGCUUAAGCAUACAGACAAUAUCACAUGACAUUGGCAUCAAAGCAUCAUUUCCAUCAGAUGACAUCAUCAAUAUUCAUCACCUUUUAAAGACUGAAAGAAAAUAUUGUACAGAAGAGAUUUAAGAACACCAGAGAAUUCCAGUGAAAUAUUUCUUCUCAACUGAGAACAUUUCUCUUCUUCAAUGUUUGGAAUAUCUACAAGAUUAUUUUGUACUGAAGUUAAACUUGGAUAAUUUUAAAAGGAAUCUCAGAGUAUUUUCAGAUAUCAAGGAGGAUUCCUGUUGAUGGAAAGAGAGCAAUAGCAAUACUUGUUAGGAAUAAGUUGUAGGACAUAAGUUGCAGUGAUUGAAGUAAGAUAAUGGACAAAUUGAUUAUUUAAGAUAGUUGAAGAAUAUAUUCUUAUUCUGAAGAGAUGUCACAAAAGAAACCACAAUCAACAUAUCAGUGUGAUAUCUGUAAAAAGACUUUCACUCAGAAAUGUAAUCUAACUACUCACAGGCGUAUUCACACAGGAGAGAAGCCAUUUCACUGUGAUAUUUGUAGUAAAUCAUUCACUCAGUUAUCUGGCUUCACUGCACAUAAACGUAUUCAUACAGGAGAGAAGCCAUUUUGCUGUGAUAUCUGUGGCAAAUCAUUCUCUCGAGUGUAUAGCUUAACUGUACACAAACGUAAUCAUACAGGAGAGAAGCCAUUUCACUGUAAUAUUUGUGGUAAAUCAUUCUCUCAUGGAAAUGUCUUAACUGCACACAAACGUAGUCAUACAGGGGAAAAGCCAUUUCAAUGUGAUAUUUGUGGUAAUUCAUUCUCCCAGAUAACUGCCUUAACUGUACACAAACGUAUUCAUACAAGGGAGAAGCCAUUUCACUGUGAUAUCUGUGGCAAAUCAUUCUCUCAGUUAUCUGGCUUAACUGAACACAAGCGUAUACAUACAGGGGAGAAGCCAUUUCACUGUGAUAUCUGUGACAAAUCGUUCUCUCGCGGAACUGACUUAACUGUUCAUGAACGUAUUCAUACAGGCGAGACACCAUUUCAGUGUGAUAUUUGUGAGAAAUCAUUCUCUCAGAUAUCUAGCUUAACUGUACACAUACGUAUUCAUACAGGAGAGAAGCCCUUUCACUGUGAUAUCUGUGGUAAAUCAUUCUCUGCAAGCUCUAACUUAACUAGACACAAACGUAUUCAUACAGGAGAGAAGCCAUUUCACUGACAUGUAUAGUUAAUCAUUCCCUUGAAAUAGUCAAGUCACUGCGCACCAACAUACUUAUACAGGAGAGUAGCCAUAUCAUGUUGUUAUCUGUUUGCUAGGAUAUGAAAGGUUUAGUCCACUUUGAAGUUUUAAACCCAAACCAAAUGAAAACAAAGGAGAUCUACUGUGAGCAGGUGGAGCAUUUGCAGCCAGCACUUGAAGAUAAAUGACCAUCUUUGGUUUGAAGAUGAAAGGUGUUCUUCCAUCAGGAUAAUGCUUGGCUACAGACAUCAAGUAUGAUAUUCCAAUGGCUGGGGCAGAUUUAAUGAGAAAUGGUGCCCCAACUGCCAUAUCCACCAGACAUUGGUCCCGUCUGAUUAUUGUUUAUUUCACAGUCUCCAAAAUCAUUUGGAUGAGAAAAUAUGAAUUCUGUAGACACGGUCAGAACAUUAAUGGAGGAGUAUUUUUCGUCAGGGAUGAGUGAAAUUUGGAAG
This is a messenger RNA of Octopus bimaculoides (California two-spot octopus), 2106 nucleotides long. RefSeq lists its product as uncharacterized. Lineage: Eukaryota; Metazoa; Mollusca; Cephalopoda; Octopoda; Octopodidae. The record is from RefSeq and is a predicted model, not a curated record. Gene Ontology annotation, biological process: regulation of gene expression. Gene Ontology annotation, cellular component: nucleus.